Opisthocomus hoazin is the source of this 2613-nucleotide messenger RNA. Lineage: Eukaryota; Metazoa; Chordata; Aves; Opisthocomiformes; Opisthocomidae. The record is from RefSeq and is a predicted model, not a curated record.
UGAGGCAAGCUACCCUUUGGAAAUGUGCUCACACUUUGAUGCUGAUGAGAUAAAACGACUAGGAAAGAGAUUUAAGAAGCUCGAUUUGGACAACUCUGGUUCUUUGAGUGUGGAAGAGUUCAUGUCUUUACCUGAAUUGCAACAGAACCCGUUAGUACAGCGAGUAAUAGAUAUAUUUGACACAGACGGAAAUGGAGAAGUGGACUUCAAAGAAUUUAUAGAAGGAGUCUCCCAGUUCAGUGUCAAAGGAGAUAAGGAACAGAAGUUGAGGUUUGCUUUUCGCAUUUACGAUAUGGACAAAGACGGUUAUAUCUCAAAUGGAGAGCUCUUCCAGGUGCUGAAGAUGAUGGUUGGGAACAAUCUCAAAGACACUCAGUUACAGCAAAUUGUAGAUAAAACCAUAAUUAAUGCAGAUAAGGAUGGUGAUGGAAGAAUAUCCUUUGAAGAAUUCUGUGCUGUUGUAGGAGGCCUAGAUAUCCACAAAAAGAUGGUCGUAGACGUGUGACUCAGUAGGGCACCACCCAACACUUUUGCUUUCUUCUCCAUCUCUGAAGAUCUGCUCAAGACGUCCAGCAAUGCUCUCUGUGUAUUUAAAUGGAAGUAUUUUUCUCUGUGAAGCCACAUUUUCCAACACGAGCCUCAUGAAGCCAACUAAGUGUUAUUGAACUUUUAUUCUCUCAAUAACUCGGUGUAGCACUUUAAAGUCUGAAGGACAGCAAAGAUGGAAAGAGCAUAUCAGUGUGGUGGAGAAAGGGAAGGGGUUGGCUUUUUAAUUUAUUUUUCUUCAUCUUUUAUAACAAGGAAAUAUCUAUCUAUAUAUAUGUGUGUGUAUUUAUAUAUAGAUAUAUAUGUAGCUUUCUAUAUGUAGUAGUUAGGUGGGCUUUAAUUUAAUAUACUUUGAUUCAGAAACAAAACUAGAGUACAAAGUGCCAAGCAGAAUAUUAACAGUUCAAUAUAUGGAUAUACAUCCUUACUUUUAUUUCACACAGUUUUAUAUAUAUAGUAGAAGAAUGUAAAAUUUUAACUGGGUGUUAGGUCAGCUCUUUUCCUUUCCUGUGACUGUUCAGAUGUUUCUAUAUAUUGACUGGCUGACAAAGCAUUGCUUCUUAUUAAUUCACCUUAAUUACGUUUUUUUGUAACACAGGAGACUAAGUUUAUUUAUACCUGUUAAUAUAUUACCAGGGACUGUGUCUCUUUGCUAAAUAACUUAGUACAGUUCUACUUAAUGAGAAUAUAGUUUAACGCUACUGCCAAGAACUAGCCCUCGUGUGCAUGUAGUAACUGUAGAAUGCUUCGAUGGCUGCUAGAUCUCGUCACCUAGGAGCUGGGAGCAGUUACAGCUGUCCUGAAGUUAAGGCAAAUCUGCUGUUCUGGAUUCAUUUUAGAUAGAGCUGCUCAAGGUGUUAGAUGCAUUCAUGAUUUUCUGUUGUGCUUAGCUUAAUGAAAUCAGGAUCAACGUAACUGUGCAGGAUUCCCAUCUACUUAUUUUAUACAGUACUUAGAUUAUAAAAUGUUCUUGCCAUUCAAAUUCUGUUGUUUGAACCAUGAUAGUUUCCCCUCUACAUUUAAAGAAUACUACAGGUAGCAUAAAUAACUGGUAAUAUUUUAUAUAUAUAUGUAUAUAGCAUACAUACAGGGGGAAAAUCUUGUUAACCAAUGCCAUAGAGGAGGAAAACUUCACACUAUCUAAAUUUAUACCUCUUGCGGUUCUCCAGUCCUUUGCCUGGAGAUAUUUUUUCUUUUCUAGAUUUGUCCAUAUCAUAAUUUGUAACAGAUGGUAACUUGAUACAUUUGUGUGAUAUAAAAGUAGUGAGCCAUGUUUUACAACUUUAUAUCAUCCCUUCCCUUUUCUGCAAUGGUACUAUUGGCUGGAAGAAAAACACUCGCUAGAUAUUUUUAGGACAGUACAUCUUUCCUGUAUAGUAGUUUUUCUAUUAAAAGCAUUGUUUUAUAAUCAGCAGUGGGAAGUGCAGGUUGUCUGAACCUACUUCAGUGGAGCACCUGUCUGCCAUAGCUGUUCCUUCAACUGAGUGCUGCACAUCAUGGGCUCUGUCUGUGAGAGAGAAAUCCAGGUGCUUGGUGUCCUUGCAUGACAUGAAGUUUUGCAUGUAGAUCAAUUUGAAAUGUUCCUCUUGUUUACAUAAUUUGCAUAAUUUAAAAGAUAAUGUUGCCAAACUUUGGUAAAUGUUAAUGUUCAAAACAAAAAUCUCCACUACAUGUUAACUUUUCUUCCUCUGGAUCAGUACGUGGCUUAUAAUCCCAGCCAGUGGUUGUAUCUGUUCCAGUGUCAACUGCCAUGUGCUCUGCUUCAAGGGGGAACUAGUCUUUUGUGAAUUUUUUGUACAUAAGUAUUUGUUACAGACAUUUUAGCAAAUGCUUUCGAUUUCUCUUAUUUGCUUGUGCAUAUCUUGGCUGGCAUUAUAGAAAUUAGUGCUAAUGUUAUUUCCUUAGGGGGAAUGGAAGGGGAGGGAUGAGGUGGUUUUUUUUAGUUUGUGUGGGGAAAAAUGAUUUAUGUUGAAUGUUUAGUUUUUCCUCUGCAUGCUACAUCAUAUGUUGUGGGAACUAUAAGAACCUUCAUACUAUAUGAAUACAAAAUAAAAUAUUUGAACCUUG